GGGAGACCUCACUCCAGAUGAAGUCGUUCAGCUCGUAAAUCAGGGACUACAGGAUGGAGAAAGGGAUUUCCACAUCAAAGCCAGGUCUAUUCUAUGCUGCAUGCACCAUAUGCCAAGCUGGUCUCCAGAGGUGGUGGAGCUGUGCAAGAAGUAUCGAAAUGACUCUGUGGUGGCCAUUGACCUGGCUGAAGGUGAACCUUCAGAGACCCUAAAGGUGGAGAUUGACUCUGAGCAUAAGAAGGCUUAUGAGGAAGCUGAGAGAUGUGGGAUUCACCGCACUGUCCAUGCUGGGGAGGUCGGACCUGCUGCCAUGGUCAAAGAGGCAGUUUAUGUCCUGAAGGCCGAGCGCAUUGGCCAUGGAUACCAUGUCCUGGAGGACCCUGAGCUCUACAAGGAGCUGCUGAGAACAAAGAUGCAUUUUGAGGUCUGCCCUUGGUCCAGUUAUCUCACUGGAGCAUGUUCUCCGGACUUCACCAAACACCCCGUAAUACAAUUUAAGAAGGAUCGUGCCAACUAUUCUCUAAACACGGAUGACCCCCUCAUCUUUAACUCCACCAUUGACAAGGAUUAUGGCCUGGUCAAGGAAUACAUGGGCUUCACCGAAGAGGAGUUCAAGAGAGUUGUGAGUCAGCCCUGGCUGGGUGCUCUGAUGCUGUCCUGGUGCAGCCCAGAACAACCUGCCGGUUUUUCUUUAUGAGCUGAAGAAUUUUUAAUGGAAAUCAGAAAAUGCUGCCCUGGCCUUGUAAGCAGGAGGCUGAGAGGGUGCUGAGCUGGCUG
Messenger RNA from Neopelma chrysocephalum (saffron-crested tyrant-manakin), 777 nucleotides. Its product is annotated as adenosine deaminase-like. The transcript has 6 exons. Gene Ontology annotation, biological process: negative regulation of adenosine receptor signaling pathway; hypoxanthine salvage; purine ribonucleoside monophosphate biosynthetic process. NCBI's taxonomy places the organism in Eukaryota, Metazoa, Chordata, Aves, Passeriformes, Pipridae. Gene Ontology annotation, molecular function: adenosine deaminase activity. The record is from RefSeq and is a predicted model, not a curated record. The annotation marks the transcript as partial. Gene Ontology annotation, cellular component: external side of plasma membrane; cytosol.